Molecule: messenger RNA, 645 nt
Organism: Octopus bimaculoides (California two-spot octopus)
Lineage: Eukaryota; Metazoa; Mollusca; Cephalopoda; Octopoda; Octopodidae
Source: RefSeq, a predicted model, not a curated record
AUGGUAGUUGAUAGUUUCUUUAAGUGGCCAGAAAUUUGCUUGUCUAAAAAACCAACCUCCUCAACUGUGACAAAUUUUCUACAUGAGCUGUUUGUGAGAUUUGGCAUCCCAGACAUAACAGUGUCAGACAAUGGAAUGCAAUUUGUGUCUUACGAGUUUAAAAAGUUUCAUAAGAUGUUCACUGCAGAACAUGUAACUAUGGCACUAUACCAUCCCAGAUCUAAUGGACAAACAGAAUGCUUUGUCGAUAUGUUUAAGAGAGCCCUAAGAAAGUCAAAUAAGGAAAUCAUGGUUGAGGUAGCUCUAGAACAAUUCUUAAGAGUUGUCCAACUACCACCCUCCUCAUCAACCUCAUCAAGUGUGAUUAGUAAGUUUGCCAGUUUAGUUGCUGACGACCCAACCAUUAGUAGCAGUUUGGGUGUCGUUCCAAGAGCACCAAUUAUCACAGGAACAAUUUUCACACUUGUGUUCUGGAAUCUCUUCAUCUCUUUGGCUAAAUUAGAUCCAGUUGUUUCUCAAUUUCCUCAGUUUCCUUCACAUCCACCCAACAAUCAUAUGUUCCAAAUAUUUGGACAAUUAUUUUCAAUGCUUGAGUCAUCUAAAAUCAUUGAACCAAAGGCUUUACCUGAUGUAAAAAUCUCAUAA